Lethenteron reissneri (Far Eastern brook lamprey) is the source of this 3241-nucleotide messenger RNA. RefSeq names its product proline-rich protein 36-like. The record is from RefSeq and is a predicted model, not a curated record. NCBI's taxonomy places the organism in Eukaryota, Metazoa, Chordata, Hyperoartia, Petromyzontiformes, Petromyzontidae. Gene Ontology annotation, molecular function: protein dimerization activity.
UCGUCCUGGCCUAUAGGGCCGCAGCAAAGUGUAUUUACAUUGGUGAUUAUUUUAUAUAUUUUUUUGUUAAAGUGAAUAAAAUAUAAUUAGCAACAAAAACAAAAUCUGCUACCGCGGCGCGACUGCUGUGACCAUGAAGACGCUGACGGACUCCGCCAGGUGACGGGCGAGGCGUGGAGCUCCCGGGCUGAAAGACGCGCGGCGCGGAAUCUCGGAGAUAAUGAUGCCGGAACCGGUCCCGGGAUCGCCGAGGAUGAAGAACAGGGAGUCGCACAAUGCAGUGGAGCGACAUCGGAAGAAAAAGAUCAACUACGGCAUCAACAAGAUCGGAGACCUGCUGCCGUGCUCGGCCGCACUCAAGCAGAGCAAGAACAUGAUUCUGGAGCAAGCGUCGAUUUACAUCACGGAGCUGAGGAAGAGGAAUGAGCAGCUGCUGCUGAACAGCGGCACACCAGAGCAGGUGGAGGAAAUCCGCCGCCUGCGUUCGCAGCUGGAGGUGCUGCGCCAGGAGAACGACCGUUUCGCGCAGCUCCUCAGGGCCAACGACAUCUGCCUCUUCGACGACCCCACCGUGCACUGGAAGGGCAAGGCCCGGGUCCGGCGGGCGCCGCCCGCGACGCCGGGAGUCGCCGCGCUCGUGGCAACGGCACGGGGGGCGGCGGUGCCGGUGUUGGUGCCGCAGCCGCCGCAAGCGCUGAUCGUUUACCCCGGGGCUCGCGGCCACGGCCCCCACGGCGGCGCGCACGGCUCGGCGGCGGUGGCGGCGGUGGCGGCUUGCGGGACGCUGGAGGUGAUGGGCGCGGUGCAGACGCGGAGUCCUGGAACACAGACGCAGAGUCCUGUGGUCCAGACGCAAAGUCCUGGAACCCAGACGCAGAGUCCCGUGGUCCAGACACAGAGUCCUGGAACAGAGACACAAAGUCCCGUGGCGCCCCCCGGUGAGCUCGACGUUCGCGAGCCCGUCGCGUCGAACGGGACGGACAAUGGCCGCCACGACGGAGCCGCCGCGGUCGCCGCGGCGACGGGGAGCCCCGGCGCCGCGGACGCGCGGGGGCCGGACGUUGCCGUGCAGCCUGACCCACCGGCGGCGGCGUCGUCGCUCUCGCCGUCCCCGCCGCCGGUUCCCUCGCCGCCGGCCGCCCGCGGCGCCGGCGACGCCGGGAACCCGCCGGAGACUCCGGAGAGUCCCCCUCCCUCGCGGGCGCCCGGCGAGUUGCCGGCCGCCGGUUUGGUUUCGCCGCGAGCUCCGUCGGAGGCUCCGGCGCCGGUCCCGCCGCCCGGAAGUUCGCCGCCGACGGCCCCUCGGGUCGCCGCGUCGGUCGGCGUGCCGCCGCCGCCUGCGGCCGCUCUGAUCGCGGGGACGUCGGCCCGGAGCGUCACCGCCGCGCAGCAGCGGCAGCAGCGGCGGCGGCAGCAGCAGCGGCGGGGCGGGGCGACGGGCGUCACCGGAGCGCAGCAAACGCCGCUGCUCGUCGUCCAGCAGCCGCAGAGGAGGGGAACGUCGUCCCGCACCGGACACAUCGGCGGGCCGAGACUCGGCGCGGCGGCGGGCAGGACGCCCGCCGCCGGUAACUCGGGCUGCUGCAAGGGAGGCGGGCGCCCGCUCGUGAACAUCCUGCCACGACCGCCCCCCGUCUCCCCCGCCAACGUCGCCAAUGUCGUCGCCGCCGCCGCCGCGCCGAGGCAGCGGGCGGCCCCCGUGCCGGGUGUGGCGUCCCAGACGGUGCUGGUGAACGGGCAGCUGUUCAACAUCCAGCCGCUCAGCCCCUCGCCCGCAGCCUCCUCCUCCUCCCCUCCUUGUUCGUCGUCGUCGUCGUUCCUCUCCCCCUCCUCUUCCUCCUCCUCCUCGUCGCUCUCCUUCGCCGAGGGGCACGCCGCCCGCAUGCAGAUCCUUCGGCCCGAACCGGGGUCCGACUCCGGCGCCGUCACGGGCGCCAGCGCGGCGCUCAGCGCCAUCGCCUGCCUCAACCGCAGCAUCUCGGAGGGGGCGCCGAUCCGCCCGGCGGCGGCGCCGGUGCCGUCGCACGUCCGCGACGCCGGUGCCGGCGCCGGCGGCGGCGCUGCCCUCAAGACUGUGCGGGCGCUGCUGGGCAGGAAGAGGAAGAUGCGCGGGAGGAGGGAGUCGGCGCCCAAGCAGAAGCGCGGGCGCAGAAGGGGCCCCCCUCCCACCGCCACCGACGACGGCGCCGCCGGCGGGGAGAGCGGAGAGAGGAGCGGCGUGCCGGAGAGAGCCGUGGAGGCAGUCGUCCGUGGCUGCUGCCGGGCUGGGAAGGGCGCCGGCGGCGGGCGCUCCUCCGUCUGGCGGAGGUGGCGAUUUGUCGGUGCCGGCGGCGGCGCCGGCUGUGGCGGCGGUACCGGAACCGGUGACGGUGACGGCACCACCGGCGCCAGCGGCGAUGACGGCAGAAGCGUCGCCUCACUCUGCCUCGAGUGGUGUGGUGACUCAUCCAUCUUCCCUCGAUCUUCCUCCUUCACCGACUCCUCCACCUCUGGCCCCUCCGUCUCUGGCCCCUCCACCUCUGGCUCCUCCGUCUCUGGCUCCUCCAUCAUCAACUCCUCCGUCUCUGGCUCCUCCGUCUCUGGCUCCUCCACCUCUGGCUCCUCCGUCUCUGGCUCCUCCGUCUCUGGCUCCUCCGUCUCUCGCUCCUCCAUCACCGACUCCUCCGUCUCUGGCCCUUCCGUCUCUGGCCCCUCCAUCUAUGGCUCCACCACCUCUGGCUCCCAUGCCUCCCGCCCCCACGUCUCUCCCCGCAUCUCCCCCCACUUCUGCCACGCUGCGCCCCGUGUCUCCCCCCACGUUUCCCCCCACGUCUCUCCCCACAUCUCCCCCCACAUCUCUCCCCAAAUCUCCCCCCACGUCUCCCCCCACAUCUCUCCCCGCGUCUCUCCCCACAUCUCCCCCCACAUCUCCCCCCACAUCUCUCCCCGCGUCUCCCCCCACAUCUCUCCCCGUGUCUCUCCCCGUGUCUCCCCCCACGUCCCUCCCCACGUCUCUCCCCACGUCUGCCACGCUCUCCCCCGUUCUCGCCUCGACCCCCACCGCGACUCUGUCCGCUGCCGUGACCCCUGGGGCCGAUCUUUCACCCCCUGCCCCCCGUCCUCUGCCUAGCCACCAACCCUCUUCUCCAGCCGUCCCUUCAUCUCUCCUCUCCUCUUCCCCUCCUCCUGUUACCUCCUCCUCCUCCUCUUCGUCGUCACCUCUCCCGCCUCCCUCUGCUUCACUCCUCCCCCCCCGAUCUUC